Blastomyces dermatitidis ER-3 is the source of this 6240-nucleotide messenger RNA. Its product is annotated as d-lysergyl-peptide-synthetase. Gene Ontology annotation, molecular function: phosphopantetheine binding; catalytic activity. Gene Ontology annotation, biological process: amino acid activation for nonribosomal peptide biosynthetic process; secondary metabolite biosynthetic process. Gene Ontology annotation, cellular component: cytoplasm. The record is from RefSeq and is a predicted model, not a curated record. Bases 1 to 5847 code for a protein of 1948 amino acids. The transcript has 3 exons. NCBI's taxonomy places the organism in Eukaryota, Fungi, Ascomycota, Eurotiomycetes, Onygenales, Ajellomycetaceae.
AUGUCCGAACACAGAAAGCAGGAACGUCGUUGCAUAUUUCCCAAGUUAGAUGCCUUCGGCCUAGAAGGUCGCCAAUUUGAGUUGGUAUAUUUGGAUCAUGGUUGCCUCGAAUACGUCACAAAACAGGCGGCCAAAGAGAAUACCGCACCCCUGUUCGAUCUAGUUCAAUUUGGGUGGUCUAUACUUCUUCACAAAUACACCGACUCCGACACCGUCACUUUUGGCGUCGGAGAAGAUCUGAAGGGGAAUGUGAUAGACCAGGUGGUAGCAGUGGUAGACGCAAGCUCUCCGAUCUCCAACUCCGUCCGUCUUCAGAAACUUCGGGAAUGGCCAACGGUGGAGUGUAGUCGCCACGAACAUUUCAAUACCUGCCUUCUGUGGGAGGACGUUGAUACUCUAGGAUGGAUUUCGAACGAUGGCGAUCGCCUCCCAAUGAUUGGGGAUAUUUCAGUAAUCGUGAACUCGUCAGCACUCGCACCACAAGUUUCGAUGCGCUAUUCAACUUCGAUCUUGAGCCAUCCCGCGGCUCGUAACGUGAUUGCCACACUGGGUGCAAUCCUCGGAUGUCUUUCAUGUAGCCCGUCGCGGGCACUUUCAGAGUCGCCGCUAUUGGGUGAUUAUCACAAGCAGCAAAUAUCUGCAUGGAAUACCCGAGCACACACGUACCCUCUCGAUUGUUGCAUCCAUGCACUAUUCCAUUUGCAAUGUAUGCUUCAUCCCGAUUCUCAAGCAGUAUGUGCUUGGGAUGGGGACAUGACCUACCAAGACCUAGACGCCCUGUCUUGGAGGGUCCAGGCACGAUUAUCAGCCCUCGAUGUUGGAUCGGGAUCCAUAGUUCCUCUCCUUUUCGAAAAGUCUAAAUGGGCAGUUGUUGCAAUGUUAGGGGUCCUUAAGGCCGGUGCUGCCUUCGUUGCGUUGGACUCUGCGUAUCCCGAAAAGCGCUUGCGGGAUAUCUGUGAAGAUGUUGAAGCAGAUGUCAUCAUCUGUGCCGAUUGGCUAGUACAGCAUCACUUAAGCUGCACAACAAUAGCAGUUGGUGACUGUACUCGCUCUUGGGGGUUGGAUCCGUCACCAAACCAGCCACGAGUACAAUCCCACGACCCUGCAUAUGUAGUCUACACGUCAGGAUCGACAGGAACGCCGAAAGGAAUUGUAAUUGAGCAUGCCUCAUUCUGCUCUAACGCAAUCGCCAGCAGUGAAGCUCAAAAUCUCGACAGUUCAUCCAGGGUCCUCCAGUUCGCAUCUUAUGCCUUCGAUAUCAGUAUUCAUGAAUGUUUGACUACGUUGAUACUCGGAGGGUGCGUCUGUAUCCCUUCCGAGUUUCAACGGCUGAAUGACCUGAAAAAUGCAGUUCGAGAUUUACAUGUCAAUUGGGCAGAACUCACGCCAACGGUUGCCAAACUGUUAAUGCCCGAAGAUGUGCCGAGAGUGAAGACUCUUAUUUUAGGCGGGGAAUCCAUGACAUCAUUGGACAUAGCUCUGUGGCACGAAAAAGUGCACUUGAUAUGCGCUUAUGGGCCUGCGGAAUGCACCGUUGUUGCUAAUGUGCAACCCCACGUGACUGAGCCGGGGAACAUAGGGUUCUCGUUUGGCGGGUCAUGUUGGAUUGUAGAUAAGGAUAAUCACAAUUGCCUUGCAGCUAUUGGGACAAUCGGAGAGCUUGUAAUCGGCGGCCCCAUCGUUUCUCGAGGAUAUCUCAAGAGGCCCGAGCAGACCGCAGCUGCAUUCAUCAGCAGCCCCGAAUGGGCAUCAGAGUUUGGCAUGGGCUCAGACCACCGGUUUUAUAAAACAGGAGAUCUGGCAAGAUACAGUUCUGACGGCUCUAUUGUCUACAUUGGACGAAAGGACACGCAAGUUAAAGUAUAUGGACAAAGGGUUGAGCUCGGAGAAAUUGAACACAUCUCACAACAAUGCCUCAAAGAAGCAAUGGUUGUCGCCGAAAUAAUAACUCACGAAACACGAAGGUCUUCCUUGGUUCUAUUCGUGGCCAAACAGCCGGUAUUUACAGCGGAAUUAGUCGCCAGUGUCACCAUAUGUGCCCCAGAUAGAGAAUUUCGCGAAGAUGUAGCGCGCUUGAAAGUUCAUUUGCAAAAAGCGCUCCCAACAUAUAUGGUACCUGCAGCAUACAUCCCAUUGGCUGCUAUGCCUGUGACGCGAACAGGAAAGGUAAAUCGGCGAGCGUUGCAAAACGCUGUCGGAAAUUUACCAGAGACCCAGCUGAGAGAUUACCGAAUGGCUACUAGUGGGGAUAGAGGUCUCAGCCCGGCAGAAACUCCUAUUGAGGAGCUUGUCCAACAGUUACUUGCGACAGUUCUCGGUCUGCCAUUGACCACCGUUGGAAUGGAUGAUAACUUUUUAAGACUGGGUGGAGACUCUGUCUCUGCAGUCAGGUUUGUGGAAACAGCACGUCAACAGGGGCUCAAAAUCACGGUGGAAUCUCUGUUCGCCGAUCAAUCGAUUUCCAAUUUGGCACGUAAUAUAGCAGCAGAUCAAGCGAACCACGAUCAACAACAACCGCCGCCGUUUUCCCUGUUGAACUCCAUGGGAAAGGGGACGAUGAUCUCGAGCGCAGCGAGCAAAUGCUGCAUCCGCCCUGAAAGCAUUCAAGACAUAUAUCCUUGCACGCCCUUGCAAGAGUCUUUCAUUGCAUACACGGCAAGAUCGCCUGGCUCACUUCAAUGUAGUUUCCACUUUCAAAUGGCAAGACACGUCGAUGUGGCUCGGUUUAAGAGAGCGUGGGCAGAGGUUUGCGAUGGACAUCCCAUUCUGCGGACGAGAAUUAUUCUGGCAGAUUCACUUCAAGCAUUCCAGGUUGUGAGUUCCGAAGGGGGCCCACAAUGUCAAUUGAUUGAAAAUGAAUUGGAAUUUCCUGAACAAUUCAUGUCGCUCGGGGCACCCCUAGUUUCAACUUCACUUGCUGGUGAAGGGAACGAGGAAGUACCAUUGACUUUCACCCUCACAAUUCAUCAUGCUCUGUUUGAUGGAUGGUCAUACCAGCGUAUCUUGGAUGCCACUGAAAAUGCAUAUAACGGAAUACACUUACCAUCGCAGCCUUUCACGCUAUUUAUAGAGUAUGUCAACCGUUUGAAUCCCGGGCUUGCGCGUCAUUUCUGGAGUGCAGAGUUCCAAGGGCUGCGAACAAUAGGAUUUCCAUGUCCACUCGUCCCGGUAGGGUACAGCCCAAUGUCCAUCAGAACCGUCACCCGGCACAUUGUGAUUUCCGAAUGGCCAAGGGGUAGUUAUACUUCAUCCACAGUGAUUAGAUUGGCGUUCGCCACCCUUCUUUCAUGGUAUAUGGAAACCAAUGACGUGGUCUUCGGGGUCACUGUGGCUGGUCGCGGCGCUCCGGUCCCUGGGAUCUAUCAAAUGACAGGACCCACCAUAGCUACGUUUCCGCUUCGCACUAUACUUCACCCUGCCCUAAGCAUCGAAGAAACACUCAGGGAAAUGCAAGAGCACGCAACCAAACUGAUUCAGUUCGAACAGACAGGAUUGCGACGAAUCAGAAGUUAUGGACAAGAAGCAUCUGCAGCGUGUGAUUUCCAAACCUUGCUCGUUAUACAGCCACGGAAGACUACAGUCUCUUCCAACCUGUUUACGGAAUCUCCGGACAAUUCCGCCGAACAGCUGAAAUUUAGCACCCAUCCGCUAACAAUGGUGUGUGAACUCUCCGGGGAACGGUCAUUGUCUAUCACUGCCGUUUUUGAUAGCUGUGUUUUGAAGCACGAUGAGACGCAGAUAAUGCUGGAGCGCUUUGACCAUGUCCUCCACAGUAUUACAGAUAAUCCAGCCCAAAGAAUCGGGAGCUUAAUUCCCAAUAUAGGGCAACGGAUGAACGAGUCCGGUCUCUUGCGCGACGCUGAGUACCAAGCACAAAACUACCUAGGCAAACAGUACCAAGUGGUCGUUGAAAUGGUUUGCCCCAAAGAUCUGUGUGAAGAGAGGCUCACUGUCUUUGUUUGCGAGAACUCGGGACAUCAAAACACAGAGGCAGCGCUCUUCGCUGUUCCAGAGGAGAAGUUCAAGCUCAAACUUUGUGAGCUGAUGGAUUAUAUGAACAGAGCUCUCUCUUGGAGUAUGUUGCCGAUUCUCUGUCUCCCAAUCAAUUAUGUACCGCGGACGGCUGCCGCCCAGCCCGACAAAGACCUCCUGCGAUUCGCGGUUUCUCAGAAAAACUUAAGCUCCCUCCAACCGAUUAUAUCAUGCCCCAAUGAAUCUCAGGGCCCGGUGUCGGAACACGAGGAAAAAUUUAGAAACAUUAUUGCACGAGUCAUCGGUGUGGAAACAGACGAGGUCGGUAUCGACGAUGACUUCUUCAGACUAGGCGGUGACUCGAUCUCUGCAAUACAGUUGGUCACUCUGUGCAGAGAAGAUGGCUUGUCGCUGACCGCUAUGGAUGUUUUCGACGCAAAAACCGUCAAACUCAUAGCAUCGAAAGCAAAGCCUUCUAUGGAGCUAACACCACCAUCCACACCUAGUGAAAGGAAACAACAGAUGGCCCGGUUCGCUUUGCUUUCCUUGUCACCUGCUGAAGAAGAUAAAUUCGAAUUCAGGCUCAAAGCUAACCUGGGAAUUGCUUACGACGAAAUAGAAGAUGCGUACCCAUGCACCCGGGUGCAUGAAGGGCUUCUUGUCACCCAGUCGCUGAAUGCCUUUGAAUACCAGUCUUAUACCAUAUGGGAAGUAACUUCAAAAGUCCCCCAGUGUGCUGUGUGGCCAGUGCGUCUAGGAAAUGCAUGGGAGGAUGUUGUACGGCGCCACCCGGCCCUGAGAACGAUUUUGUUUAGUCGCGGAACCAACGGCCAGGAGAAGACCCACGUUGUACGGAAGACAUCAAAUAUCAAAGUCCAAAUCCUCUCAUGUACGGAUAACGAAGUUACGGAUCUGUUGCGCAAGUCUUCCUUGAGUAACAGAGACAUCGGUGCGCUUCCAUAUCAAUUCACCAUCUGCAAAACCGAAUCCGGUCGUAUUUUCUGCAAGCUCGAGGGAAAUGACGCUUUUCUAGAUGCAACUUCACUCCUAAUAAUAUUACGAGAGCUGUCAAAGGCGUACAGAGGACAGCUCUCUUCCUCCCCAGCCCCGCUAUACAGAUCCGCCGUUGCAUACUUUUACGAUAUCGCUGAUUUCAAAAGCCAGAUGGACUACUGGAAACCCCAAAUGGUCGAUAUCCAACCUUGCAUGUUUCCCCGAAUCCAAAGUAAGGGAUGUCAAAAGGGGCUUCGCACCAUGAGUAGAGAAGUUGCUGAUAAAGCUUUGCUGAAUCGCUUCUGCCUUGAUAAGGGGGUCACCAAGAGCAACCUUUUUCAGAUUGCCUGGGGUAUGGUAUUGCGAAAAUACACGCAGUUGGACGACGUGUGUUUUGGAACGGUUAUAUCUGGGCGUGACGUUCCGAUCCCGGAAAUCCAUAAUAUCAUUGGCUCAUUUUUCAACGUGCUUGUUUGUCGAUUACGAUUCACGAUUGAAGACAGGUGUAGCGAUGUCUUAGCGAGAAACCAGGCAGAGAACAGAAACCGGCUGCGAAAUGGAUGUUGCUCACUAAUAGAUGUUUUGCAACAGUCCAGGCAUUUCGGAAAACCGCUAUUCAAUACCUGCAUGUCGGUAGAACAGCCUUUGUCAACUGAAAACGGGGAGGCCGAAAUUCGUUUCAAAGAGGUAGAGACGUAUGAGGCGACGGAGUAUGACAUUAUUAUCAACAUCUGCGUCGGGAAGGAAACGGUCGAAGCUACGUUCACGUACUGGGCUUCAGUACUGGAAGAUUCCAAACUCGUUCUCGUUGCCGAUGAAUUUGGAGAAUCCAUAUCCCAGAUUCUCAGCCGUGGCAAAUCAACUGAUACUUUAUUGCUGUAAUUUGCGAAAAAAUCCCUAGAUUAAUAGUGCGUGAAGUUCGUAAUGUACUGUACAUUGUGACAUGGAACUCUGCGUUCACGACGGUUUAGCUGUCAUUCCGGGCAGAUCCUGCAUAAUAGAAAUGGCAGACAAUGGGUCCCAAUUGUGUAACAGUUAGUAUACAAUUAGAAUAGGCUCGCUUACUGGGGAUUAUCCCCCCUCUUUCAAUGCAACCUCGGUCAACGGAUAACAUCUACUCAAUAUGCCUGUGACAGGAGUUAAGGACGUACCAAUGAUAGCCGCAAAGUAAGUUUUGAAGAGAGGUCGAUUACCAAAGGCUUUCCCGUUAUCGAUGGUAGUCCCAGAAAUGCAACUACAGAAGACUGAUGAAAUUCUGAGAAACUGAAACGUCUA